CACACACAUAUAUAUAUAUAUAUAUACACACACAUCCCUCUCAAAAUCCAUAUAUAUGACCAGACCAAGAGCUCGCCGUGAGCUAAUUUGCUCUUCAUCAAAUCUCUCCUCUCUCCUCUCUUCUAGGAAAUCACGAUCACUAAUAUUCAAUCACUCCCAUAAUUGAAAAAAAAAAAAACCAACAAAGACCCAAAAUCCGAUGUCGAUCAUGACCAUGAUGAGCAUAUCACCACCAGCGCCAUCAUCGCCGCCGCCGCCGCCGUUAGCUUCGUCGCCGCCGGCAUCACUCCCCGUCCGUACGAUUCCGGGGAGCUACGGUUGGCCGUUGCUGGGGCCCAUCUCGGACAGGCUGGACUACUUCUGGUUCCAAGGACCGGAGACUUUCUUCAGAAAACGAAUCGACAAGUACAAGAGCACUGUUUUCCGUACCAACAUCCCGCCGACGUUCCCUUUCUUCAGCGCGAAUCCGAACAUCGUGGCUGUCCUCGACUGCAAGUCAUUCUCUCACCUCUUCGACAUGGAAAUCGUCGAGAAGAAGAACGUUCUUGUCGGAGAUUUCAUGCCCAGUGUCAAGUUCACGGGCGAUAUUCGGGUCGGAGCUUAUCUCGACACUGCUGAGCCCAAACACUCUCAGGUGAAAAACUUUGCAAUGGACGUAUUAAAAAGAAGUUCCAAGGUUUGGGUCUCAGAACUAACUUCAAGCCUCUCAACGAUGUGGGACACAGUAGAAACCGACCUAUCCAAGAACAAUUCUUCCAUCUACUUAGUCCCACUACAGAAGUUCAUCUUCAAGUUCCUCACCAAGUCCCUAAUUGGAUGCGAUCCUUCGAUCUCGCCAGAAAUGUCGGAAUCCGGCCACGUUAUGCUCGACCGCUGGCUUGCCCUCCAGCUCCUCCCCACCGUCAAGAUUGGCGUUCUUCAGCCCCUUGAGGAGAUCUUCCUCCACUCUUUCGCCUACCCUUUUUUCCUUGUCAGUGGUGACUACAAUAAGCUCUAUCAAUUUAUAUUGGAUAACGGUAAGGAAAUACUAGAACGAGGCAAGACCGAGUUCGGACUGAGUCAAGAAGAGACGAUUCACAACCUCCUUUUCAUCCUUGGCUUCAACGCCUUCGGCGGCUUCUCCGUCUUCCUCCCGACUCUGCUCGGCACCAUCGCCGGCGACACAACCGGUCUUCAGCAGCGCAUCGUCAAAGAGGUCAGGCAAAACGGCGUGUCGUCUCCGCUCACCUUCGACUCCGUCAAGGAAAUGGAUCUCGUCCAGUCUGUCGUUUAUGAGACGCUCCGGCUCAACCCGCCGGUUCCGCUGCAGUUCGCCCGGGCCAGGAAGGACUUCCGGCUCAGCUCCCACGACUCGGCCUUCGAGGUCAAGAAGGGCGAGCUUCUCUGCGGGUACCAGCCGCUGGUUAUGCGGGACCCAAAGGUCUUCUCCGAACCGGAGGAGUUUAGACCGGACCGGUUCGCCAAAGAGAAGGAGUUGCUCAAUUAUCUUUACUGGUCUAACGGUCCGCAGACCGGUUCGCCGAGCGAGUCGAACAAGCAGUGCGCGGCCAAGGACUACGUCACGCUCACCGCGUGUUUGAUUCUCGCCUACACGUUCCGACGCUACGAUUCGAUCACUGGGAGCGCUAGUUCGAUCACAGCCGUUGAAAAGGCCAAGUAAGAGACAGAUUUCAUUGACUUUUCAGUUGCAAUGUAAAUUUUCUCUCUUUUUAAGAUGGGUGGGUCCUACAGAAUCUGACGUGUUUAAAUGAACGGUGAUGGGUCAUGAGGGGAAAAAAAAGGAAAAAGAAAAAUAAAUAAAUAAAAUAUAUGAUGAAUGAUGGGGGUGUUGUGUCAUGUGUGUGUUAAUAGACGUGGGGACCAGUUUUUUUUUUCUUUUUUUUUUGGGGUCAUUAUUGACUCUGAAUUGAGUUUACAUAAAAGGAGGGCCACAACUGCCUUAUCAAAAA
Molecule: messenger RNA, 1949 nt
Organism: Morus notabilis
Lineage: Eukaryota; Viridiplantae; Streptophyta; Magnoliopsida; Rosales; Moraceae
Product: fatty acid hydroperoxide lyase, chloroplastic
Exons: 3
Coding region: 200-1660 (486 amino acids)
Biological process (GO): sterol metabolic process
Molecular function (GO): iron ion binding; monooxygenase activity; oxidoreductase activity, acting on paired donors, with incorporation or reduction of molecular oxygen
Source: RefSeq, a predicted model, not a curated record